ACUGAAUGGAGGAAUGAAUACAACUUGAUCCACGUCGUGCUUCGGAAGCGGUCACUUUACCUGUGAACCUCUCUGCCUGACAACCGGCCAAUGUACGGAAUCAACCACCAAGAUGGCGGCGCCCUUAAAGAAUCCGCAAUUAGGUCGCCGCCAUGUGUCGCCUAGGAACGUACGGAAUUCGACCUACGUACGGAAUCGGAUUCCAAGAUGACGGCAUCUAUGAGGAAGUCACGCAGUAGGUGCAGCCAUGUUGCCUGUACGACGAGGCCGUACAAGCAGCCGCCGUACGUACUCUACUGACAAGGUGGCGGCGCCCUCGGGAAAGCCACAUAUGAGCGCGGCCAUGUUCCCGGCGAACGUAUGGAUUCGGCCACCAUACGGAUACGAUAAGCAAGAUGGCGGCGCCUGAGGGGUCUUGGGGGCUCUAGGCCGGCCACCUACUGGUUUGCAGCGGAGACGACGCACGGGGCCUGCGCAAUAGGAGUACGCUGCCUGGGAGGCGUGACUAGAAGCGGAAGUAGUUGUGGGCGCCUUUGCAACCGCCUGGGACGCCGCCGAGUGGUCUGUGCAGGUUCGCGGGUCGCUGGCGGGGGUCUUGAGGGAGUGCGCCGGGAGCGGAGAUAUGGAGGGAGAUGGUUCAGACCCAGAACCUCCAGAUGCCGGGGAGGACAGCAAGUCGGAGAAUGGGGAGAAUGCGCCCAUCUACUGCAUCUGCCGCAAACCGGACAUCAACUGCUUCAUGAUCGGGUGUGACAACUGCAAUGAGUGGUUCCAUGGGGAUUGCAUCCGGAUCACUGAGAAGAUGGCCAAGGCCAUCCGGGAGUGGUACUGUCGGGAGUGCAGAGAGAAAGACCCCAAGCUAGAGAUUCGCUAUCGGCACAAGAAGUCACGGGAGCGGGAAGGCAAUGAGCGGGACAGCAGUGAGCCCCGGGAUGAGGGUGGAGGGCGCAAGAGGCCUGUCCCUGAUCCAGACCUGCAGCGCCGGGCAGGGUCAGGGACAGGGGUUGGGGCCAUGCUUGCUCGGGGCUCUGCUUCGCCCCACAAAUCCUCUCCGCAGCCCUUGGUGGCCACACCCAGCCAGCAUCACCAGCAGCAGCAGCAGCAGCAGAUCAAACGGUCAGCCCGCAUGUGUGGUGAGUGUGAGGCAUGUCGGCGCACUGAGGACUGUGGUCACUGUGAUUUCUGUCGGGACAUGAAGAAGUUCGGGGGCCCCAACAAGAUCCGGCAGAAGUGCCGGCUGCGCCAGUGCCAGCUGCGGGCCCGGGAAUCCUACAAGUACUUCCCUUCCUCGCUCUCACCAGUGACGCCCUCAGAGUCCCUGCCAAGGCCCCGCCGGCCACUGCCCACCCAACAGCAGCCACAGCCAUCACAGAAGUUAGGGCGCAUCCGUGAAGAUGAGGGAGCAGUGGCGUCAUCAACAGUCAAGGAGCCUCCUGAGGCUACAGCCACACCUGAGCCACUCUCAGAUGAGGACCUACCUCUGGAUCCUGACCUGUAUCAGGACUUCUGUGCAGGGGCCUUUGAUGACCAUGGCCUGCCCUGGAUGAGCGACACAGAAGAGUCCCCAUUCCUGGACCCCGCGCUGCGGAAGAGGGCAGUGAAAGUGAAGCAUGUGAAGCGUCGGGAGAAGAAGUCUGAGAAGAAGAAGGAGGAGCGAUACAAGCGGCAUCGGCAGAAGCAGAAGCACAAGGAUAAAUGGAAACACCCAGAGAGGGCUGAUGCCAAGGACCCUGCGUCACUGCCCCAGUGCCUGGGGCCCGGCUGUGUGCGCCCCGCCCAGCCCAGCUCCAAGUAUUGCUCAGAUGACUGUGGCAUGAAGCUGGCAGCCAACCGCAUCUACGAGAUCCUCCCCCAGCGCAUCCAGCAGUGGCAGCAGAGCCCUUGCAUUGCUGAAGAACACGGCAAGAAGCUGCUCGAACGCAUUCGCCGAGAGCAGCAGAGUGCCCGCACUCGCCUUCAGGAAAUGGAACGCCGAUUCCAUGAGCUUGAGGCCAUCAUUAUACGUGCCAAGCAGCAGGCUGUGCGCGAGGAUGAGGAGAGCAACGAGGGUGACAGUGAUGACACAGACCUGCAGAUCUUCUGUGUUUCCUGUGGGCACCCCAUCAACCCACGUGUUGCCUUGCGCCACAUGGAGCGCUGCUACGCCAAGUAUGAGAGCCAGACGUCCUUUGGGUCCAUGUACCCCACACGCAUUGAAGGGGCCACACGACUCUUCUGUGAUGUGUAUAAUCCUCAGAGCAAAACAUACUGUAAGCGGCUCCAGGUGCUGUGCCCCGAGCACUCACGGGACCCCAAAGUGCCAGCUGACGAGGUAUGCGGGUGCCCCCUUGUACGUGAUGUCUUUGAGCUCACGGGUGACUUCUGCCGCCUGCCCAAGCGCCAGUGCAAUCGCCAUUACUGCUGGGAGAAGCUGCGGCGUGCGGAAGUGGACUUGGAGCGCGUGCGUGUGUGGUACAAGCUGGACGAGCUGUUUGAGCAGGAGCGCAAUGUGCGCACAGCCAUGACAAACCGCGCGGGAUUGCUGGCCCUGAUGCUGCACCAGACGAUCCAGCACGAUCCCCUCACUACCGACCUGCGCUCCAGUGCCGACCGCUGAGCCUCCUGGCCCGGACCCCUUACACCUUGCAUUCCAGAUGGGGGAGCCGCCCGGUGCCCAUGUGUCCGUUCCUCCACUCAUCUGUUUCUCCGGUUCUCCCUGUGCCCAUCCACCGGUUGACCGCCCAUCUGCCUUUAUCAGAGGGUCUGUCCCCGUCGUCAUGUUCAGUGCCUGGUGGAGCUGCGGAGUCCACUCAUCCUUGCCUCCUCUCCCUGGGUUUUGUUAAUAAAAUUUUGAAGAAACCAA
Molecule: messenger RNA, 2842 nt
Organism: Gorilla gorilla gorilla (western lowland gorilla)
Lineage: Eukaryota; Metazoa; Chordata; Mammalia; Primates; Hominidae
Gene: CXXC1
Product: CXXC finger protein 1
Exons: 15
Coding region: 623-2596 (657 amino acids)
Biological process (GO): positive regulation of DNA-templated transcription
Cellular component (GO): Set1C/COMPASS complex
Molecular function (GO): zinc ion binding; DNA binding
Source: RefSeq, a predicted model, not a curated record